Daldinia loculata is the source of this 2910-nucleotide messenger RNA. RefSeq lists its product as uncharacterized. NCBI's taxonomy places the organism in Eukaryota, Fungi, Ascomycota, Sordariomycetes, Xylariales, Hypoxylaceae. The record is from RefSeq and is a predicted model, not a curated record. The coding region runs from base 360 to 2591 and encodes 743 amino acids. Gene Ontology annotation, molecular function: lipid binding. The transcript has a single exon.
GAGGACCACAAUAAGCUUCGAGCUAGCGUCGACAAUGUACGUACAUAUUACCUAAAAAAGAGAUACUCGGUCUUGGCGUGCAUUAUAGUCGGGGAAAGUCCGGUUUAACUUCUUACAAGUAUUACAAGUUUACAAGUACCUAAUUCUAAUCCCUGAGCUGGCAGCUUAAACUCGCCGUUCUUCUCCACGUAGACGUCAUUCAUUCGUCAAUACUAAUUGCAUCAAGACUAAAUGUUUCGAGAGCUACAUCUACUACCAAUGUAUUACAACUCAUUAUCAUUCCCACCAGGAACAAGCAGGAGAAGAAAGAAAAUCAUCCAUAGGAGCAUGCUCAAUUUGCUCAAGGUCAGCUAGCGAUAAUGUUGUCCUCUUGCUUUGGUUUACGAAAGAAGAGCACUGACCCCGAGCGAGAACCACUGCUUCCUCAAUAUGAGCAGGACACUCACCUACAGCGGGAGCUGUAUCGGAAGCUCCAAAGCUACCAGAUGCUAAGGGCUCUGGCCAAAGGAUACAUGCCAACCACCGAACAAAUCAUUAUCAACUUACGUACUCUUCUAGCAAGCGACGUAUUGAAUCCCGAAAACCCAGACCUGUCCGAUAGUGGUCGCCGUUUGAUACGUCUCACCAAGCUAUGGCUACAGCAAUUCAUUACCCUACUACAGCAUAAAAACGGCAAGGAUCAACUUCAAGACCUUAUCUGGUUCUUAACAAAAAGCCGAAUAUCAGUCGAUGUGGACGAUCUCAGCGCAAGGGCCAAGAAAACCAAGGCCAAGGCCGAUAUUGCUGCUGCGUACCAAAGUGUGCGCACCGUCGGCUCGCUACUGCUCACAAACCCCGAUUUUAGAACAUUCCUUAGUGAUCUCAACAUAGUCGUUCGCGAGGUUUUCAGAGAUUCGGCCUUUGCCUUGAGUAGUGCUGCCAAAGAAGUAGGCGAGCAGUUGGAGCCAUCACAUGAAGAACAGCGAAGUAUAGCCGAGUCAGGAACUACUAGUGAUGGCCAGCCACCGACAGCCCAAGGUUUAGAGGAUGAAUUCGAAGAUGUCGGCAAGGUUGUUGCGAGCCACGGUGCCGAGGUCGCAAGCGCUACGGUCGAAAGUGCUAAAGAUAAGCUUUCUGGCGAUGAGGGCCAGGCGCUUUUAAAGCGGUUGCAGCAAGUAGUCCUUAACCUUCGCAAGCGCAAGGACUAUUCGGACUCCGUAUCGACACUCUCACUGCUCAUAAAACGCUACGCCAUAGUCUAUUCGCGAGCCGCUGAGGAGCUAAUGGAAAUCACCCAGGAUGAUGUUCAGGAAAACCGGGAGACAGAUCGUGCUCUCACCAAUCUUUGGGAGUUUGUUAAGAGCUUCGGUGACAAGAAUGAAUGGGAGAAGUCUGAAGAGCUUCUGAAGAAGGUUAUGAGCCAUAAGGACAGCGAUCCCGAGUUUGAGAAUUUACUACAGGACCUCGGUGACAGCUUGCAGAAGCUCCUUAUGGACCCGGAAUUCUUCUCCAAUGCGGAUGAAAAGCUCCGGGAGCUAAGAGAAAAGAGCAAGAAUGUCGGAUCGGAGAGUAGCUUGAAACAGGAUGUCGAUGAUCUCCUACAGCAGCUAUCUGUUACGUUCAAAAGUGUGGCAAAGGACGAAGAUAUCCAUAAUCUGACAACAACCACGCUCCGUAUCUUUGGUGUCCUUUCUCCUACCAACUCGACGACGAACACUGAGUUGAUCCAUGACGCGCUGAAUGUAUUCAUUCCACGUCUUAUCAGUACCGUUCAGUAUAUACCAAUCCCACGUCUCGAAGUCAGCACACCAACAAUCGACCUUCUACUAGAAAACCUCAUUAUCGAACCCGGUAAUACCGUGAACGAAACAUCAUUCCUUCCGUUCAGACUAAAGAUCGAGAAUUAUAAUGACGUUGAGAUCCGUAAAACCCGCUUCCGGACAAAUGCUAGCAUGAAGAAUCUCGUGCUCAUCAAGAUCGACGGCCUUUCAGCACGUGCGGAUGAGGUCGGCUUCUGGUUGCGCGUCCAUAGCGGGUUAUUCCGUCUAGCCGAUGAGGGCAUCGCAAGCUUCGCGCUAGAUGAGCGCGGCAUUGACAUCCACCUCGAAGUCGAGAUAUGCCGCGAGCGCUUGGAACAGAUCGUAACACUACGCAGGGUGCGGGUAAAAGUACACAAGUUAAACUACAAGCUCCGGAAGAGCAAGUUCUCCUGGCUAAGCUGGCUCAUUAAGCCAGUGCUUCGUCCCAUCCUCAAGGCGACAAUGGAAGCCCAGCUCGCUUCUGCCAUUAGCGAUUCGCUGCAUGCUGCGAACCGCGAGCUGUUGUUUGCUCGGGAGCGUUUGCGCGCGACACGGAUCGCCGAUCCGAAGGAUCUGUGGACUUUCAUCAGGGCCGUUGCAGCUAGGUUGGUGCCUGAGGAAGACCCCGAUCUGUACACGAGAGUGGGUGUAGAACAGCCGGGCCGUGGUGUCUUUAAGGGGGUCUAUACCCCGGGUAGCGUCGUUAAGAUAUGGAAUGAAGAGGCAUCUCGAGCUGGCGAUCGCAUUGAGCAGUUUGAGGCGGGCGGCUGGCGGAACGACGUAUUUGAUACGCACGUGCGUAAUCUCACUUGAGCUUGAUUAUCUUUGGCAAUAGGUUAGGUUAGGUAUUUUAUUGGGAUAGCAGGAUGGCGUUAUUAGGGUUGGUCAAGCGUACAUGAGGACAUUUCUUCACGGGACUAUUGUUUUGAAAUUUCAGCCUAUGGCCUACAUUAUAAAUGACGUAUCUGGCAGCGUUAUCUUACUUAGGUAUUUAAGAAUAACAUCGCAAGAUGAACGCAUAAAAUUGGACACAGAGUAUAGGGUUUGUGUUCAAGCGUCGUGUUCGAUUUAUAUUCUAAAUUGACUUCACUAUCAUGAUUUCAAUCUUGAAGAAGAAUUAUGCAGAGAUAUA